CUAUUAUUGACCCACUGCCAUGUAAUUCGUUUCAUGGACGCCGCAGAGCAGCGAACAUGGCGCCUCCUCCGAGCACAAGCAAUUGUCGAACUCGACAGCUUUCUUCGGCAUGUUGCACCGGACGUGCCGCUUGGGAGCCAAGCGAUGCAACUCACGAGCUUCCACGGCGCGACAAUGUCAGCAGGUGGAAAGGAGACCCACAAUCGUCCGGUGAAUGCCGUGAGAAGAUUUGACAAUACUCCCACAUCCACCUGCUCGGACCUAGGCAAGUAUCUUUCCGCCUAUGCGAUCGGUGCCACCAGUUCCUCUUCCGGUGACCUUCCACUUGCACAGCGGCUAGGGCUAUCGCCCACAUCCACUCGAGAUGAGCUUCCUGCGCUAGACGGCAAACAACUGCAAGAGGGCUAUCAUUUUGGCUCGCUCACCCUGGAUGAAAUCCCGGAGUUCAGGAGCUACACCAUGCCAGAACUGCUUGCGAUGGAGUACCAGCGAUCCAAAAAUACGACUCUUGCAUCCAUGCCGGAGAUGGGGUUCGAGGACGACGAUCCAGACGAAGACGAAGAUCAACCAGAGACUUUCACAACUUUCACGGAGCCAGCGCUCCCGCCUAUGCCCUCGCAGAUUCCCAGCGCCUACAAGUUGCAGAUGCAGACCAAGACUAUGCCAGACUUGGGAAAUAUUGGGACAUUUGUGGAUGGGGUUCCUCAAGUGAACAGGAUGCCCCGCUUCAGGCAGCCAGGAACGGGGCAAUCUGCAGCUGGCAAUCAGGAGGGUCGCUUCGAGCUCUGAGUCCUGGCAAUUUUCCAGCUGGAGCUGUCUCACUGGAAAAAGCAUGCAGCUGUGGUUGUCAAAACCGUGUUGGGAUCCCAUUUUGGGGCAGGCGCACCGCCAGAACCUAUUUUAGCGGGGAUUGGGAUGUUCACUGGGGGUACGGUUUGGAUUUUGACCCACAGCCAUGUAAUCCGCGGUGUCAUUCCGGAAAGUCAAAGAUCAAGCCUUCGCUCUUACAGGGCAAUCGGUCACAAUGACAUCUCGCGAGAAUGCUGGCAACCACCGG
Messenger RNA from Effrenium voratum, 1057 nucleotides. The record is from the annotation of a GenBank genome assembly. NCBI's taxonomy places the organism in Eukaryota, Dinophyceae, Suessiales, Symbiodiniaceae.